UUUAACUGUAAGCUACUCGUUCGGCCAGACGCAAGCUAACACAGCUUUAACUAUAAGCUACUCGUUUGGUCAAACAAUGGCGGUUUCUAAUAUAUAAGGACCACUGACCCUACAUAGCACAUAGAAACCGGUACACAGAUACCCAGCACCAGUAUAUACUGGACACUUUUUUCGAUCCUCUCCUAGAUUCGGCUCUUGGAAACUUUCUUUGCGACAUGUUCGGCACCACUACUCCUUUUGGACAGCCAUCGAGCAGCAGCUCUUUGGGUUCCACUUCAGUAUUUGGGCAACUGAAUACUCCAGGUGCUUACGCUCCUUUUGGUUCACCAACAGGUGAAUCAAUCUUUGGUGGGAAUUCGACCCGUAUGUUUGGAGUAACUUCUUCACCUAUAGCAUCCACAACAACAUCUGGUGCUUCUUGUACUCCUGCUUUUGGGAGCUCUCCAUCGUCCUUUAGUGGAUCUUCUAUAUCUAGGCAGAACCUUGCUUUUGGAGGAAUUGGGUCAAGUUCUAAUCAGUCUAACUCAUUCAAGAAUGCAUUUCAACAAACACAACCUGCAUUUGGGAGCAAUUUUUUUGUUUCGUCUACUGCAUUUUGUCCGUCAAGUCACUCUGCGUCUGGCGAGAUAAGCAGCCCAGCAUUUGGUUCUUUGUUGAUACCGACAUUUGGUAGCACAGGCAUAGCUUUUGGGACCUCCAAUGCAUCAGCUUCUGGAUUUGGGGGUGCAUUUGGUGCUUCAAGCACCCCUGCAUUUGGUUCUUCUUGCACCUCCAUGUUUGGAACAUCAAGUACCCCUGUCUUUGGUGCAUCAGGCACUCCUGCAUUUGGUACAUUAAGCACCCCUGGAUUUAGCACAAGUCCUGCUCCAACCUUAACUUGGGGAUUUGGUACCAACGUUGCCCUUCAUACAGCAAGCACCCCAAGAUUUGGACCCAGUCCUGCUACAACCUCAACUCAGGGAUCUGGUAUUUGGUCUGACUUGGGUUUCUUUCCAGCCUUUGGCCCAUCAAAUUCAGGAACUAGAGUAGCAUCUUACACGAAAACAGCUGCAGUUGUAGAUGGCAGUAUGCAACCAGCUGGAAAAGUUGUAUCGAUUUCUGCCAUGCCCAUUUACAAAGAUAAAAACCAUGAAGAAUUGAGGUGGAAGGAUUAUCAGUUGAGCGAUAAAGGUGGCCACAAACCUGUGGGGAAAUCUACUGGUGGGAGUAGUGUUCUAACAUCCAUUACACAGCCGAAACCCUUCAGUCCUUCACCUACCUCUUGUCACUCAUCUGUGAAUCCCUUCUGUCCCUCAAUUCCUUCGAAUCCAUUUGCCCCCCCAAAACCAGUCUUUCUGUCUCCAGGAUCUAUGUUGUCUAAUAAUCCUGUAUUGAGUACAUCUGGAAAUAUUUUCUCUCCAUCCAUUCCUUCGAACCCAUUUGCCCCCUCAAAACCAGUUUUCAGUUCCCCAGGCUCUACCGUGUCUACUUCGCCUGCGUUCAGUACAUCUGGAAAUAUCUUCUCUCCAUCAAUCCCUUCAAAUCCAUUUACCCCCCCAAAACUAGUAUUUAGUUCCCCAGGCUUUACUGUUUCUACUUCUCCUUUACUCACUACUGGAAAUGUCUUCUCUCAAUCAAUCCCUUCAAAUCCAUUUGCCCCCCCAAAACCAGUAUUUAGUUCCCCAGGCUUUACUGUUUCUCCUUCUCCUGUAUCCAGUACUGGAAAUGUCUUCUCUCCAUCAACUACUUCGAAUCCCUUUACCCCACAACCACCAACCUUUAGCUUUCCGAUCUCUGGAGUGUCUACUACACCUGCAUUCAAUCCAUCUCCCUUCAACACAUUGUCCUCUGUAAACCCUUUACGGGCAGCUUCAUUAUCCAAACUUUCUACCCAUGUAACAUCAUCAGCCCUUGCUUCUGCACCCAACACUUCUCCAUCUCCUUUUUGUCCAUCCACUGGAUCAAGUCCACUAUAUCCGUAUGAUUCGUCUUCACUCGGGCAAACAAAUGCUUUGAUUGAACCAACUACUGCCACUCUCUGUAGUCAACCAAACAUGUUCAACACGCCUUCGCUGGUUUCACCAAGCAAUCUGGCUGCUUUUGGCCAUACGACUGCUUCUUCAUCCACUCCUCUACAGCCAGCGGAAACUGCUAAGACAUCAGCGGGUUUAGAUAGCUUUGUGGCUGUUACAGGAAUUGGUGAGAGAACCGACGGUGAACAGCCUGCUUCUCAGAGCACUGCCACAGUGCAGCCAGCAGCUGUUACAAGUCCUUGUGGAACCGAACCUACACUACCUGAGGUGUCAGUUGGUCACCCUGGAUUGGCACCAUCACUUCAAUAUGGAAUAUCUAGCAUACCUGUUUUGGACAAGCCUGCUUCUGUCAGAACUAAAUCGUUGCUGAUUAUCCGAACAAGACGCAGUAGGUUGGCUGCUCAGAAAUUUGACCCUAGAAGCAAUGGUCCAAAGGUGCCAUUUUUUAGUAGUGAUGAGGAAACUUUUAGCACAUCCAGGGGAAAUGCUUUAUUGGUUCCAAGGGAGAACCCAAGAGCUUUUAUUCUUCGUUCUUCAGAACAGUGGCUCCUGAGGGCUAAUGCAGAGCAAUUGCCUACGUUAAAUCAUCAAUCUUAUCAUGUGUAUGAGAAUGGAAAUAUAGGUGACAAUGGCAAAGGCGAAGCCGGUGUUAUUUUAGCCAAACUCAACCUCAAGCCUAAUGGGAUGCGUGAUGAUCAUUCCACCAAAAAGGAAGGUUCAUGCAUUGAAAUCCCCGGGUGCAGAGAUGGUCAGAAUGCAGGUAUUCAUCAGCAUGAAGCUAAUGUAGAACCAAUAGUGCCAAAGCUCCGCCACUCUGACUACUACACAGAACCUCAAAUCCAGGAAUUGGCAGCAAAGGAAAGGGCUGAACCAGGAUUCUGCAGGCGUGUGAAGGAGUUUGUGGUUGGACGACGUGGCUAUGGCAGCAUCAAGUUUUUGGGGGAGACAGAUGUGCGGCAACUUGAUAUUGAAUCCCAUGUCCAGUUUAAUAACCGCGAGGUGAUUGUGCAUAUGGAUGAGAGCAAGAAACCCCCGGUGGGGCAAGGUCUUAACAAGCCUGCGGAGGUAACUCUUCUUAACAUCAAAUGCAUUGACAAAAAGACAGGGAAACAUUACAUAGAUGGACCAAAGGUUGAUAAGUACAGACAGAUGCUAAUCAAGAAGGUGGCAGAGCAAGGUGGUGAAUUUGUUGCUUAUGAUCCAGUGGAAGGGGAGUGGAAAUUCAGAGUUCAACACUUCAGUUGAUACCACUUCAGAGACGAGAAUGAAUGUGAAACAGGUUUUGACAACGUGUUUUUUUUGCUGAUUGCUGGCCUAAAGAAGAUGGGUAGUUCGAUGACGGAAGAGUCUAAGGUUGUGCAUCCAUGGCUACGUUGAUGUCGAGGUCUAUGUGAUGGCUUUGCCAAAUCUGCAUUGUCUAUAUUUGUUUUUCUUUUUUGGGGUUCGAGUCUCUACUUGUGUAUUGGUGUCCUAUAGUUUUGUUUUGUCGGUCUGUAACUUGGUAUAUUUUCUUCAUGUUCUCUGGAUUGUUCUCAUUUGGCCUUUUCUGUUCAG
Messenger RNA from Ilex paraguariensis (yerba mate), 3566 nucleotides. Lineage: Eukaryota; Viridiplantae; Streptophyta; Magnoliopsida; Aquifoliales; Aquifoliaceae. The record is from the annotation of a GenBank genome assembly.